Baudoinia panamericana UAMH 10762 is the source of this 963-nucleotide messenger RNA. RefSeq lists its product as uncharacterized. The record is from RefSeq and is a predicted model, not a curated record. NCBI's taxonomy places the organism in Eukaryota, Fungi, Ascomycota, Dothideomycetes, Mycosphaerellales, Teratosphaeriaceae. Bases 1 to 963 code for a protein of 320 amino acids. The transcript has a single exon. Gene Ontology annotation, biological process: deadenylation-dependent decapping of nuclear-transcribed mRNA. Gene Ontology annotation, cellular component: nucleus; P-body. Gene Ontology annotation, molecular function: RNA 7-methylguanosine cap binding; hydrolase activity.
AUGUCCUCCAACGCCCUCAUAACUCGCUUCAAAUUCUCCAACCUCCUUAACCAAGACCAAGCCGGCCGCCGUAUGAUCCUUCAAGGAACUAUCUCCGGCCAACCAGCCCUGCUGAUCGCAGAACGAGGCGCCUUCGACACGAAUCCAUCCUAUCUCUCCGCGUUUGGCCGCCUGAUUGCUCACGUCAAAAAUCUUGGGGAAAACGACAUCUACCGCUGGUAUCUAGCCAACAGUCUCCCGGACAAUAGUCUGGAUGAACCCACGCCACCGGAUUUGAAGAUCAACCUUAUUUACCCGUGCACGGAGAAGCAUGUCAAGAAGUACUCCUUCCAGCGUAGUAGGAGUGUCACGGAGACGCCGGAGGUCUAUGCCAAGUACGUGCGGCCGUAUAUGCGGCGGUGUCGGGAGGAAGGACGAUUAAACUGGGUCUUUAACAUUCUUGAAGGGAAGAGUGAGCAGGAGAAUGUACUGUUUCGCUCGAAGGAAGCUGAUGAGAAGGAUGAUUUCUUACUUUUACCGGAUUUGAACUGGGACCGCAAGACGACGGGAAGUCUGCAUUUACUCGCUCUCGUUUUACGACGAGAUCUCUGGAGCGUGCGGGAUUUAACGAAGAAAGACGCUGUUUGGCUUCGCCAUCUACGGACGACGCUUGCUGCGACUGUACCGAAGCUUUAUCCGGGUGUGGAGAAGGAUAUGUUGAAGUUUUAUGUGCAUUACCAACCUACUUACUACCAUUUCCACAUUCAUAUCGUGCACGUGAAUUUGGAUCCGACGGCGACGCAGGCGACGGGCAAGGCGCUUGGGUUGAAUAAUGUUAUCAGUCAGCUGGAGACCAUGCAGGGUGGUGAGGAGGCUGGGAUGCAGGAUGCUGAGUUGACGUAUACGGUGGGGGAGGCGAGCGAGUUAUGGACGGAGAUCUUUCUGCCAUUGAAGGAAGGGAGGGGGAUUGCUGGUGCUGAGUGA